This is a messenger RNA of Miscanthus lutarioriparius, 570 nucleotides long. Lineage: Eukaryota; Viridiplantae; Streptophyta; Magnoliopsida; Poales; Poaceae. The record is from the annotation of a GenBank genome assembly.
AUGGAGCUCGCCUUGGGGCCGGCUAUGGCCGGCUUGGCCCCCAAGCUGGGCGAGCUGCUCCUGGCGGAGUACGUUGUGCAGAAGGGCCUCAAGCCCGACAUCGAGUCCCUCUCCAAGGAGCUUUUGAUGUUGAAAGCCUCCCUGAAGGACUCAUCUCAGGUUCCACCGGAGCAGCUCAGUGAGGUGGACAAGCUCUGGGCACGGCAGGUCCGGGAGCUGUCGUACGACAUGGAGGACGUUGUCGACGACUUCAUACUGCGUGUGGCUGAUGGUGGCAAGUCUGCAGCCACCACAACCGAUGCCGAAGUCUUCAAGAAGAUCCUUGGCAAGGCCACCGCUGCGGUGAAGAAGGUCAAGCAUCGCCAUCAGAUCUCUGACAAGAUUAAAGACAUCAAGAAACUCUCCAACGAGCUGGCUGAGCUCCGUGCCAAGUACACAGUUAGAGGCGCAGGAGCUGAUCUUGCCACGAGCACCGGCGUCGACCCCGUGUCAUCAAUCUAUACAAGAAAGAGUCAGAUCUGGUUGGUAUCGAGGAGUCAAGGGACAAAGUCAUCAAGAUGCUGUCUAUAG